This is a messenger RNA of Lepus europaeus (European hare), 351 nucleotides long. It is a transcript of the gene CARTPT, whose product is annotated as CART prepropeptide. Gene Ontology annotation, molecular function: neuropeptide hormone activity. Lineage: Eukaryota; Metazoa; Chordata; Mammalia; Lagomorpha; Leporidae. Gene Ontology annotation, biological process: negative regulation of appetite; adult feeding behavior; G protein-coupled receptor signaling pathway. The transcript is spliced from 3 exons. The record is from RefSeq and is a predicted model, not a curated record. The coding region runs from base 1 to 351 and encodes 116 amino acids.
AUGGAGAGCCCCCGCCUGCGGCUGCUGCCCCUCCUGGGCGCCGCCCUGCUGCUGAUGCUACCUCUGCUGGGCGCGCGUGCCCAGGAGGACGCCGAUCUCCAGCCGCGAGCCCUGGACAUCUACUCUGCCGUGGAGGACGCUUCCCACGAGAAGGAGCUGAUCGAAGCGCUGCAGGAGGUCUUGAAGAAGCUCAAGAGUAAAAGAAUUCCUAUCUACGAGAAGAAGUACGGCCAGGUCCCCAUGUGUGAUGCCGGUGAGCAGUGUGCAGUGCGGAAAGGAGCCAGGAUUGGGAAGCUGUGCGACUGUCCCCGAGGGACCUCCUGCAACUCCUUCCUCCUGAAGUGCUUAUGA